UGGUAUUUCUUUAUUGAAUCAGUGAAAAUAAAUUGAAAAUAAUAUGAAAAAAAUGAGGUGUCAAAGAAGAUGAAUUUUUGAUUCGUUUAUUAUGUUUAUAAAAUAAAAACAUACCAACAUACCACGGUGGAUGCUGCUGCAAGUGUAGUUGUGAAGUCUGCGUGCCGGUGUCUUUUUUUUUAGCAAAGGAGAUGAUGUGAGAAAAAGAGAAAGGAAUAAGAAACGUAAAGCUAUUCGUGUUAUGAAUACUUUAUGGUAGAAGAUCUUACCAAGAAUACAUAUAUUUCAAAAAUUGUGAUCUGUUUACUCUUUUUCCUGAGAAUACAUUCAUGAAUAUAUUUAUUUAUUGAUUUAUCGUUAAAUAGAUCAUAAAUGACAUUUAAAAAAUGGUGACAGUGCAAAUGAAUGAAAUUAAUUAUUCAUUUAAUAAUGUGAUUUCACUUAUGUAUAUGCUCAUAUAUGCACAUACUCAUAAUCUUAAAUCUUAUCAGUUGGAUUUCGUUUCGGUCCACGUGCCCUAUCGCCUUUGGGUGCGUCCUUGAGGAAUGGAAUACUCGUGAUAAUACUUAUUUAGAAUGGAGAAGGGGACGAAGGUUAAUAAAAGAAAAAAAGGUAGCGAGAAGCUACAAUCAUCUUCGUUCUUGCUGUUGAUUCUUGGCAGUGCAAUUAUGAUCUCUUGGUUAAAUCCAGUAAAAUCCGAGAAUGUACUGCAUUUUGAGGUUUCAGAAAAUAUUCCCGCUGGAAGCACGAUUGGUUUUAUUGAUAUGGAAAGUCCUCCUUAUUUAAUAGUACCUGUUCCAGGCUCGCCAGUUAAAACUGAUUUAAUAGUUGAUUCUACAACCGGUGAAAUCAGGACCAGAGUAUCAUUGGACCGUGAAACAACACCGUCAUACAGCUUUGUUGUACUUCCUCCAAAUAGCCGAGUGGUAAUUAAUGUCCUUGAUGAGAAUGAUAAUAUACCAACGUUUCCUGUAAAACAUGUGGAAGUUGAAUUUCCGGAAAAUUCACCACGAGAUGCUAAAAGAGCUCUUCCACCUGCAAAAGAUUUAGACGUGGGUCAGUAUUCAACUCAACGAUAUGAAAUAAUUAGCGGUAAUUAUGAUGAUGUAUUUAAGCUAUCGCAACACCGCGGACGUGAUGGAGUACUUUACUUGGAUCUACAAAAUUUCGGUUAUCUUGAUCGAGAAGUUCGCUCGUCAUAUGAUUUAGUAGUGGAAGCAUCAGAUGGAGGAUUACCGCCUUUACGAUCCCGCUUACAUGUAAGUGUAUUUGUUCAAGAUGUCAAUGAUAAUCCUCCGAUUUUCAAUCAAACAAGAUACACAGCAAGUGUACCGGAAAAUACUACAGUAGGAACACCAAUAAUUACCGUGAAUGCUACUGAUGCAGAUAUUGGUGAAAACGGUAAAAUAGAAUAUUCCAUCAAUCGUCGUCAAAGUGAUAAAGAAGAGUUAUUUCAAAUACAUGCAGAAUCCGGAGUUGUAUAUGUAAAUAAAGUAUUAGAUUUCGAACGAAAGGAACGUCAUGAAUUAGUGAUAGUUGCAAAGGACAUGGGUGCUCAACCUCUGGAAGCUAGUGUUUUUUUAACUAUUUACGUGAAGGAUGUUAAUGAUAAUCAACCAACAAUAACAGUUAUUUUUUUGUCUGAUGAUGCAACACCAAAAAUUAGUGAAAGUGCUCAACCGGGUGAAUUUAUAGCACGUAUUUCUGUAAGUGAUCCUGAUUUACGAACUGAAUAUUCCAACGCCACAGUAACGCUUUUCGGAGGUGACGGACGUUUUGGCUUAGCCACAAGAGAUAAUAUAAUAUACCUUGUGGUUAUAGAACGACCUUUAGAUCGUGAAGAGAAACCAACUUAUGAUCUUUCUGUAGAAGCAACUGAUGCUGGAACUCCUCCACUUCGAGCUGUAAGAAAAUUUCAACUUCUCGUAACCGACGUCAAUGAUAAUACACCUAUUUUUGAACAUGAUUAUUAUGAAGCUCAUAUAUUAGAAGCAUCAGAACCUGGAACAUCUGUGCUCACUGUUAAAGCUACUGAUGCAGACGAUGGUUUGAAUGCAGUCAUUAAAUAUUCCUUGAAAAAUUCAACAUGGUUUACGAUUAACGAAGAUACCGGAUUAAUAAGUUCAGUGACACAUGUGGAUUGUGAAACGAAUCCCACACCGAUUCUAGUCGUCAUUGCCACGGACAGUGGUCGACCGGCUUUAAGUGGAAGUGCUACUGUAAAAGUAACAGUUCAUGACCUCAAUGAUAAUGAACCGAUCUUUGAGAAGCCUCUGUAUAAUGUUAGUGUACUUGAGGACUUACCAGUUGGACGCUGCUUUCUCAAGGUACAAGCAACAGAUCCUGACUGCGGUGUGAAUUCCAUGGUAAACUACACUCUGGGUAUUGGACAGCAGCUUGUCAAUGAACAACUUUUCGUGCGCAGUGAUACCGGAGAAAUCUGUGUACGAUCACCGUUGGAUCGAGAAACUCUUCCAUUCCUGGAACUAUCUGUGAUUGCAACUGACCGAGGUGGAUUAAGUACUACAGCUAUUAUACGAGUUCAAGUCAUUGAUGUCAAUGAUAAUCGGCCAAUUUUUAAUCCGCAAAAUUACAAUGUAACCAUUCGUCAAGACAUUUCACCAAGUAGUACAAUAUUAAAAGUGUUUAGUAAAGACUUUGAUCAAGGACUCUUUGGUCAAGUUAUUUAUCGAAUAUCAAGUGGUAAUGACGGAGGAGAAUUUAGAAUUGAUAGAAUUACUGGAGAACUUCAAAUUAUACGACCUAAUCAUCUGGCUAGAUCAACACUUUAUCUUUUAAAUAUUACUGCUACGAAUGCUGAUGGUAUUCGAAACAAUAUUGAUGCUCAUAUACGAGUGAGUGUAUCAGCAAAUCAACGUAUCCCUACAUGUGAACAUCCUAGAUAUACUAUCAGUGUGAAAGAAAAUAAUUUGAAAAAUAGUGUUAUUGGUACUAUAAAACAUACCGUUGAGGAUGUCAUUUCCGGUAAACAAAAUCGAUUUUUUUUGGCAACUGGAGAUGUGGAAUUUACUAUCGAUCCUAUUUUGGGUAUUUUAAGAUCCAAGAUAAGCUUUGAUAGAGAGCUUCAAGAUAAAUAUGUUUUAAGUGUUGGCGUUAAAAAUGAUAGAGGAAUUGGUUACUGUCAGGUUGAAGUAACAGUAGAAGAUCAAAAUGAUAAUCCACCAACAUUUCCAAAUAUAAACGUAAAAAUAUCAGUUCCAGAGUCUUACCCACUUCACAUGCCUUUAUACAUAGCUCAUGCGAUUGAUCCUGACAGUGUCCCAUCGACACCUAUUUAUUACAUCCUAAACCAAAAUAAUAAUGAUUUAUUUCGAAUUGAUGUUCGGCUCGGAGAACUUUAUCUGUCUCGUAAAUUAGAUUAUGAGUGUCAACAGAGGCAUAGUUUAUCAAUAAGUGCUUUAGAUGGAGGUGGACUCUCGGUUAAUAUGAGUUUAAAUAUAGAAGUUCAAGAUGUAAAUGAUAAUCCUCCAGUAUUUGAAAGGAAUGAAUAUCAUGUUGAUGUUUCAGAAAAUGCCCAAAUCAAUUCUCAGAUAAUACAAGUAACAGCUCUAGACUUAGAUACAGGUAAUAAUGCACGAAUCAGUUAUAGACUUCUAAAUUCCACCAUUUUCCGUAUUAGUCCAAAUACUGGUUGGAUUUAUUUAACACAAUUUCUCGAUCGAGAGACAAUAGAUCACUAUGUUCUGAGUGUAAUAGCAUCUGAUAAUGGUAAUCCAGCAUCUACCGCAUCCUGUUUAGUCUAUGUUAUGGUUCUUGAUGAGAAUGAUAACAGUCCACACUUCGAGAAAGAAUUUUAUAUUUUUGAAUUGGCAGAAAAUUUACCACCUGGUACUUUAGUUGGAAGCGUAAGUGCUUUUGAUCCGGAUCUGGAUGUAAAUGCACUUUUGAAAUAUGCCAUAGUUCAGCACAAUAGUAGCUUUACUAUCGAUCCUGACACAGGUGAAAUCACCACUCGAGAGCCACUUGAUCGCGAAAUGAAAAGUGUAUAUGAGUUAGUAUUGGAAGUGAAAGAUCGCGGAAUUCCAUCGAAAACAUCGAGAGUAUCUUUAAGAAUUACUGUUCUUGAUGUAAAUGAUAAUUCUCCGAUAAUCGUUGACCCACAAGGUGAUGUUGUAAGUGUGAGGGAAGAACAAGUACCUGGAACAGAAGUGGCUAAAGUACGGGCAAUUGAUCCAGAUUUGGAUGAAAAUUCAACCAUUACUUACACUAUUUUAAGAGAUCUAGACUCCAAUGAAUCUGGUGUGUUUUCCAUCGAUCCCAUCACUGGAAUUAUAAGAACAAAACUGGUACUCGAUCAUGAAGAACGAGAUGUUUAUCGUGUAUCCGUAAAGGCUAUGGAUGCUGGACAACCUCCUAGACACAGUAUUCGGACUUGGCGGGUCGAGGUUCUUGCACUUGCUGAUAAUCGACCAACAUUUAGAAGCAGUAGCCUUACAUUUCAUGUACGAGAAGAUGCAACCAUCGGUCAUACAGUAGGAUCAGUGAUCAGCACUGGUUCAGCAGGACGAUUGACUUAUUCCGUUAAUUUUCUAACACCAUCAACUACAAACCCUAUUUUCGAUGUUCAUAGAAGCUCCGGCGAACUAGUGGUUGCACAUGCACUAGACCGAGAAAAUAUCAGUGAAUAUUAUCUAGAAGUUCGUGCGCUAGAUACCACAUCCAUCGGCAAUCCUCAAAGCAUUGCAGUCUCAGUGAAAAUCAUCAUAGAUGAUUUCAAUGAUAAUCCUCCUAAAUGGUCGCUAGAUCCAAUUGUGAUAAAAAUCCCCGAAAAUACAGAAAUAGGAUCUAUUAUAUAUAAUUUUACUGCUACUGAUUUAGAUAGUGGUUUAAAUGGUGAUAUUAGAUAUGAAUUAAUUUAUGAAUUUCCAUCUUCUGGAAGUUUUGCAAUAGAUUCUGUUACUGGUGCUCUUACGGUGACUAAAUUAAUCGACAGAGAAGAGAAAAGUGAAUAUAUUUUAUCAAUCAAAGCGUCGGACUGUGCAGCUCUCAGUGAACGAUUAUCAUCAACGGUUACAGCGAAAAUAAUUAUUUUGGAUGAAAAUGAUAAUGAUCCAGUUUUUGUUGCUCCUGAAGUAACAAAAAUAUCUAUAACACCAGAUCUUGUGCCCGGGACAAAUAUAGUAAAAGUGAUUGCAGUAGAUAAAGAUGAUGGAAAAAACGGUCGUGUAUCGUAUAUUAUAGCUUCAGACAGUGAAGCAUCUAAAUUUUCAGUUGGUUAUGACACGGGUAUCAUCACUUUGACUAAAUCUAUUGUGAAGGAUACUAUUUUACAAAUUAUUGCGAAUGACCAUGGUACACCCUCAAGAAGAGCCGUGAUGAAUAUAACAUUGACCAUUGCAACUGAUCAAAUAAUUAAUGUUCCACGCGUUAUGAUGACUCAUUCAGUUGUUGAUAUUCCUCAGGACUUUUCGGUUGGAGGAUUGAUCACAGAUUUAGUUGCUUCUACUCGCCAUACUCAUGAGAACAUUACCUUUCGAAUACCGACAGGUAUUCAUGACGAUAAAUUUGGUGUGUCAUCUACAGGGAUUGUAACUUUAAGGAAAGCCUUGAAUAACAAAAUAUUGACCAGUUAUCACAUACCAGUUAUUGCGGAAUCAAAUAAUCUUUUUGAUGUGACAAUUCUUGAAGUUAAUGUACAGAAAAAGAAUUCUCCUAAAUUUUUACCUGGAUCUUGUUAUACUCUUGCAAUACCUGAAAAUCAAGAAAACUCAAUCGUCCAUACAUUUGCAACUUUUGGUGUUGAUACUGAGAGUAAUGAUAUUCAGUACAGCAUAAUUGGUGGUAACAUUGGUGAAAAGUUCAAAUUAGAUUCAACAACUGGUCAGUUGUAUGCUUCAAGCUUGGACCGAGAAACAACUUCCCGAUAUUUGUUAUCAAUUUCUGCAAAAAAUAAAAAAUUACCUUCAUUGGAAGAUUAUUGUAACAUUACUGUAAUAGUGUUGGAUGUCAAUGACAAUUCACCGAUGUUUUUACGAAAUCAAAAUACGAAUGAUCAUCAUUCUGAAUACAGAGAUACUGAAUAUUUUAAUGGCCAACUGUACAGCCAAUUUUCUAGUUCAUUUGUUUAUCCAAGAUAUAAUUCUGAUAAAUAUACUGUAUCAAUCUCGGAAGAUAUCCCUCCUGACUCGUCAAUUAUGACCUUGAAAGCAACAGAUCCAGAUCAAGGUAUUAAUGGAAAGAUUACUUAUGCUCUUGCUGAAGAAUCAACAUGGCUCUUUAAGAUUGAUAACUUCACGGGUAUUAUCACAACAGCUGGCUCCCUUGAUCGUGAACUCCAAAACACAUACAAUUUUAUGGUAACUGCCACAGAUGGAAGUAAUUACGAUGCCAAAAGCACUUCAAUCGCCAUUGAGAUUAUCUUAGUUGAUGUAAAUGAUAAUGCACCGAUUUUCGAAAAGACUCCGUUUACAACCACUAUUCCAGUUACUACCCAGCCGGGCCAAGUCAUUCUCCAAGUAAAUGCGAAAGAUCUUGAUGAUGGUAUCAACGGAGAAAUUGUUUACUCUUUUCUACAUGAGCAAGAAAAACCUAAAUUCCGCAUUCAUCCAAAUACUGGGAUCGUUACAACAACAACAAUUCUGAAUCAAGAAUAUGGGAAAGUUUUUUAUCUCGAAGUUUUAGCAAAAGAUAAAGGAAAUCCAUCGAAAAAUACGACUGGAUUGAUUCGAAUUUUCAUUGAUAGCUUAGAUGAAAUAACUCCUAUUCUAAAAUUUCAAAAUAAUACAUAUGAAGUAAUGAUCCAAGAAAAUGCUGCUGUCGGUAUAGAAAUUAUUCAAGUGCUGGCAGUACGGUCUGAUGGACGUCGUCAACACAUUUCUUAUUCAAUUGAACCAAAUGAUAGUUCACAAACUUUUACCAUAGAUCCGGAUACAGGCAUUGUGAAAGUUAAUAAUCCAUCGAAUCUCGAUGCUGAGCUCAAUAUUGAAUCAACACUUUUUGAAAAUAAAAAUGAAUCUGUCAAUAAGAAUGUUCAAUCGUCCGAAGAAUUUGAUAAUGUGGAGAAGAGAGAUCAAAUAGGAAAUCAAGGAAGGUCAAAACGUGUGUUAACUUUGGUUGCAAAAACAGUAGAACUCGAACCGUUGAUAGCUUAUGCAAAACUGGUUAUUUAUAUAGCUGAUGUUAAUGAUAAUCCGCCUAUUUUUACUCAACCUCAGUAUUCGGCUAUUGCUUUAGAGGGGAAUGCUAAAGGUGAUUUUAUUUUAAAGCUCUCAGCGAGUGACAUUGACCAAGGUCUCAAUGGCAAGCUGUUGUAUCAUAUAGUUGACGGAAAUCCCGAUAAUGCAUUUACAAUCAAUCCUCCAUAUAGUGGUAUAGUUCGUACAAAUAUAGUCUUAGAUCGGGAAAUUAAAGAAGAAUAUAGAUUGACUAUUAUAGCCACUGAUCAAGGAAAUCCUCAGUUAACGGGUACUACUACACUGAGUAUUCGAGUUAUUGACGUAAACGACAAUCAACCCACGUUUCCUGGACACAAUACAAUUUCUAUUGCCGAAGAUACUGCCGUUGGAACUGUCAUAUCAACUAUUACAGCUAAUGAUGUUGAUAGUUCUCCACAUUUAUUAUAUCGUCUAAAUUAUAACAAUAAAUCCAUACCUUUCACUAUUGAUCGAUAUAGUGGCAAAAUAACUUUAAAACAAAACCUGAAUGCAGAAGAAUGUCGUCAAUAUACUUUUCAAGUGAUUGCCAGUGAUGGUAUUCAUGAGGCUAUGACAGAUGUUACGGUAAAAAUUCUUGACGUUAAUGACAAUCCUCCUAAAUUCACACAGGCGGCACACUUUGUCACAUUGUCAGAAAAUCAUAAAGAUGUAACCGACAUAAUAACCGUAAGUGCAACAGAUGAUGAUUUACAGGAAGAAAACAAAUUAAUCCGUUAUUAUCUUCUACGACCUAUUAAAGGAUUUAGUAUAAAUUCUGAUACUGGCGUAGUUACCGUCAAUCGAACUGCUUUACAAAGACCAUUGCCAAAAGAAAUAGAACUCGUAGUAGUUGCAGAGGAUUCAGGCAAACCGCCGUUAUCAUCGACUAGUUUAGUUAUUGUUAAAUUAAAUAGCUUGAAGAAUCUAUCAAAUAAUCGAGAAUUUAAAGUACAAAUAGAUGAGAAUGUAAUUAGGGGAACAAGUAUUUUGAAAUUAUCGGAUCUUGAAAUGUCUAAUGCUUUAAUUUUAUCACAAGAAGAUGAUAAUUGUUUCGAGGUAUCCAAUGGAAACUUAAUUGUUGUCAGGAAUUUAGAUCGGGAACUGAAAGACAGGUACAUUUUACAUCUUGGAACCAAACGUUUCAAUUCAUCAGAAGAAAGCGGUGAUAGCCAAAUCUUAAUAACAGUCACUGUAAAUGAUAUUAAUGAUAACUACCCCCGUUUCACACAAGAAAUCUAUGAAUUAUCUGUCAAAGAAGACAUACUUCCUGGUACUGUAUUAAUUACAACAGAAGCAAUUGAUGAAGAUCUCGCUGGAACACCUGCUUCGACCAUUUUUUACAAUAUAACUUCUGGUAAUGAUGCGGGAUUAUUCCAAUUGAACCAUACAAGUGGAGUCAUUUCGGUUCACUCUGCUUUAGAUUGCGAUCUCAGUCCAGAAACUUAUAUUCUUAUCAUACUUGCUUGUGAUUCAGAUAUUUCAACACCUUUAUGUACAUUAACUCGAGUGUACAUUCAUCUAGAAGAUGUAAAUGAUAAUUCACCAAGAUUCCCAGUUCUAGAGUAUUUUGAAUUUGUUGGUGAAAAUGAACCAGCCGGCACUCAAGUAUUUACAGCUCAUGCUUCAGAUCUUGAUCGAGGAGUUUUUAGUAAAUUGAAUUAUUCAAUUGUAUCAGCUGUGGCACGAGAAUUUUCAGAUAUCGAUGAUAGCUGGAAGCUUUUUUCUGUGGAUCCUAAAAAUGGAAUAGUAACGACAUCAGCAGUAUUUGAUUAUGAACAAAGAAAUCGGUAUGCCUUUACUUUAAAAGCCACUGAUACAGGUGGAAGAUCGGCAGCAGUUCGAGUAAGAAUUGAAAUAGAUUCAAGAGAUGAAUUCUAUCCACAAUUCACAGAAAAAAUGUAUCGAUUUGAUAUCCAAGAUGCUCAAAUGGUGCCUGGUACAGUGAUUGGUCAAGUAAAAGCUACUGAUAGAGAUAAAGGCUCUGAUGGGCGAGUGGUUUAUCAAUUAUCAUCCCAACAUCCUUAUUUCAAACUAAAUAGAACAACUGGUGUGCUAAUAGUUAAGAAGAAAUUCAGUUUAAACGAUAUCGAACCGAUAGUAAAAUUAGUUGUGAGUGCAAGUUCGGGGAAACAAGAGUCAUUUUCUAAUUCGACUGUGAUAGAAAUUAGAAUCACUACUGAUGAAGCGAAGGACUUUUAUGCUUCAAGUGGUUUCGGAGCGCAUCCCAAUCAUAAAGAUAAUAUGGCAGUAACUGCAAAUAAAGGAUUAGCCGAUUGGGCUCUAGGUCUUCUAAUUGCCUUAGUGCUUUUGUUAAUCAUUUUCGGGACAAUCUUCCUUUAUUUGUAUUUCAAGAACCGCAAGAAUAAAAAACCUACUCUAAAAUCAGGCCUGAAUGACGAAAAUGCUGCAAUAUCUAAUAAUUAUGUGAAUCCUAAUGCUUUUGAUACCAUACCGAUCAGGAACGUAUCUGGAAUAGGUGUUUCUGAUAAUGGCCAAAAUCAUCGAAACUCUGACAAUAGUAGUUCUUGCCAAUUUGCACCUCCGAAAUAUGAUGAAAUCCCACCUUAUGGUCCAUCAGCACAGUCUAUUAAUCAUCAAGCUACAUCUGAGUUAUCUGGAAGCGAUAGGUCUGGUUCAUCAGGUCGAGGAUCAGCAGAAGAUGAUGGAGAGGAUGAAGAAAUAAGAAUGAUUAAUGAAGGACAAGCUAGUCGAGAUUCAGUUAGCGAUAUUUCGGUUCAUAAUACUCAAGAAUAUCUUGCGAGAUUAGGAAUCGUUGAUGCUCCAUUAAGCAAUCCUCGAAGAUCUAUUGAAAACUUGCCACUUGAUAGUAUUCAUUUGUUUGGAGAUGAAGCAGUGACUGAGGCCGAAAUAGCUACACUGAUUUAUGGAAAAAUUGAUAAUCCUCAGAAAUCAGGCUUUGAAGUAGAAGUUCCAGGAGAUCCUUCAAUGAAUGGAUCCUUAAGCUCAAUAGUUCAUAGUGAAGAAGAACUCACUGGUUCUUACAAUUGGGAUUAUUUAUUGGAUUGGGGUCCACAGUAUCAACCGCUUGCGCAUGUUUUUAGCGAGAUUGCAAGACUCAAGGAUGAUACGACGACUGUUCAAAAUAAUAAUAAUUUUAGCAGCAAUUCUAGACAUAAACCUGUUCAUAAAGUUCCACCACCACCAUUACUUACUUCCAUUGCUCCAAGGUCUCUAGCUGUACCUAUAUUAGGUCGAGGAAUUCUACCCCGUUCUCCUAUCAGUCAUGACGCUUCGGCGUUUCCAGCAGCUGCUUUGAGUCCUAGCUUUUCACCUUCAUUGUCACCUCUUGCUACAAGAAGUCCCAGUAUUAGCCCUCUCGUUCCACCAACUCCACAACGUAGUCAGAAUCCUACUCGAAAUCUUACGAGUGUGGAUAAUGAGUUAAAGAUUUAAUAAUGUUGUUUUCUCGAGCUAUUAGCAUCUGGAAAAUAUUAACUGGGAAUAUUUCUGAAAUCAAAAUCAUGAAUAUAAAUUAGUUUGAUAAAUAAAUAAAUUGGAAUACAGUUUUUAACAAACACAACUCUAAAUUAAAACAAAAAUAAAAACUUUUAGUGUUUGUUAGUUAAAAAAUAAUUCCAUAAAACUUUAAAGACUUAACUUUAAUAAUGAAACUGCAUCCAUAUUAAUAGCUAAUUUUUACUUCGAUUUCAAAUGAUCCCUUUGAUUAUGAAGAACUUAAUUUAGCUACUUUCAUAUAAGACUGUAAGUGUCAAGUCCUGAGUUAAUUACGUAUUGAAUAAUUGAAAGUGUGAUACGAUCUGGGGUGUAUUGAAACAUAUUUCACGAGAUCAAAAUAAAUUUAUUCCUUACUUUGGUUAAUCGGUAUUAUUUAACGCCAUGCUAAUUUAUUAUUUAGAAUAAAGGAGGGAAUAAUCUUCGAUUAUGAAUAGAGAUAAAAGUAUUUUGUGCCAAAAUUAUGAAUCUUAAAGUUUUCAUGUAGUGUAUAUAUUAAUUUAUUUAUUAUAUAAUAUUACUUUCUGAUAUUUGUGCUCUUUUUUGGUAUCAUCUUUUUUUAGUAUGAAUUUUAAUACGUAACUUGAUUUUAUACGUAACUCCGUUUAUUGUCUUUAACAAACCAGUGAAUUAGGUUACUGCUUAACACGAAAAACGUGUUGACUUACAAUCAAUUAGAUUUAGGACAAUGAUAUGCUCAAAUUGUCACUGCCAUUUAUAUAAUCUAAAAAAAUUAUAAAUUGCUCAAGAAAAAACAUCCAAGAAUUGAGCUUAGAAUCUUUUCAAGGACGUAAAGACUACUUAUUUGAACUGAUUUUUUGGUCAUUUGACUCCGUAAUAUAUUAAUUUACCUUUAUCAAUAUACUCGGCCAUAGUAGUGCCACUCUGUUUAAAAUAAAGACUGAUAUCCCUACUUAUUGUUAUAAUUUGUCUUUCACACGGAAAUUAAUUGCACGAUUGUAUACAGAGAUCUAAGAUUUCCAAGAUCUUGAGAGAUGAUACUUGAAUUGGUCACAUCUAUCAAACUUUCUAAGCAUCGUCUUUCUCGUUUAGUUUAAUACUCACAUUAAUUCAUGUCAUGAAUGGCUUUUGUAUUUACUCAGGACAUGAUACAAGUGAUUAUAAAAAUUGCAUUAACUAAACGAAUUACUAAAUAUUAAAUUGUGUAUAGAUUUUUGUUAAUAUGCAAUUAUAGAAUUUACUUAAAUCUUGUGAAUACUUUUGUACAAAUCUUCCUUAGUUGAUUAAUGAACGUUGAAAUAAUGGAAAAUUUAUAAGUAAUUAACUGUCCAAAAUUCACUUGUGGAAAGAAAUGUAAAUAAUUUCAAACAAUUGCAUUAAAUGCACGUAAAACUGAACGUUCAUAGAAUAGAAUUUUAGAACGGAUAAAAAAUUUUAAUAUUUUUACACAAAAUAGGACAAAACUUUUUAAAGAAAAUAUCUAACAAAUAGACAAUAAUAAUGAACAGUAUGUGUAGUAAGAAUAAUGAUUAGAAAAUUAUUUUAAUUGUACAAAAAAUAGUAAAAGUGCAUGUUACAUGUAAUACAUGAAAUACAGAAUAUUUCUGUAGCCUAAAAUCGGACUAGUGAAAGAAAUUGCAAUCUGUUCGUAAAAUAUCUUAUUAUUAUUAAUAUGAAUAAUUGAUUCUUCAAUUGUCAACAUUAAAUUCAUGUUUACAUAGCCUUUACAAGAUGCUUAAUAUUCUAUGAAAUGAGCUUAUACCGAAUGAUGUAACUUAGGUUAGGAAAGGUAAUCAACUAACCGAAAUUUGAUAAUAUCUCUUAAGCUAGUCCGAUCAAUUUAUUAACAAUAUUAUAUUUAUACAAAUUGUUAUAUAGAAGAAGUAGAACAAUUAUAAUAAUGAAAGUAAUUAUUACGAGAUAAUAUUCUCUGACGAGUCGAACAAAUUAUAUAAUAAUGGUUUACAUCAUCCACCGAAAAUCGAUGGAUCACGUCAUAUUGAUGUCAUUACAUAUAAUUCCUUUAUCAAAUUUUGGAAGAUAUUAAUAGACUGAAAAAGUAAAUCCAUUUCAAAAUUAAUAUAUAUUAAUAGUAAUAAAUAUUUUUCAAAACUAGUUCGUGCUUAUAAUAAUUUAGCAAAAGUUAUUUUCUACUUUACUACAAUGUUCUUUAUUAUUGUUCAACUUUCAUAAAAAUAGUGAAGAGGGUAUAAUACAUUCUUCACAUUCUUUACAAAAAAAUUGCAUAGAGGUUCUCUUUUGCUCCAAUAUAAUAGUUCGAAUAUAGAUUGUACAGUGUAAAGAGAAAAAAAUUAUGUAAUAUUCACUAAAUUAAAUAAAAUUUUCGAA
Molecule: messenger RNA, 12938 nt
Organism: Chelonus insularis
Lineage: Eukaryota; Metazoa; Arthropoda; Insecta; Hymenoptera; Braconidae
Gene: ds
Product: dachsous cadherin-related 1
Exons: 17
Coding region: 576-10568 (3330 amino acids)
Biological process (GO): homophilic cell-cell adhesion
Cellular component (GO): plasma membrane
Molecular function (GO): calcium ion binding
Source: RefSeq, a predicted model, not a curated record